Messenger RNA from Suncus etruscus (white-toothed pygmy shrew), 1164 nucleotides. It is a transcript of the gene APOE, whose product is annotated as apolipoprotein E. The coding region runs from base 141 to 1073 and encodes 310 amino acids. Gene Ontology annotation, cellular component: intermediate-density lipoprotein particle; extracellular region. Lineage: Eukaryota; Metazoa; Chordata; Mammalia; Eulipotyphla; Soricidae. Gene Ontology annotation, molecular function: very-low-density lipoprotein particle receptor binding; amyloid-beta binding; lipid binding. The transcript is spliced from 4 exons. Gene Ontology annotation, biological process: cholesterol catabolic process; regulation of amyloid-beta clearance; negative regulation of neuron apoptotic process. The record is from RefSeq and is a predicted model, not a curated record.
GAUGCCCAGGGUGUGGGCGGGCCGGGGGUGGCGGGGAGCCCUAUAACUGGACCCGCCGCGGGGCCACCAGCGCAGUUCAGCCCCAGCAUCGUGGAAGUGGGACUUUUGGGAGGCGUCUGACCAAUCUGCAGACCAGCAAGAUGAAGUCGCUGUGGACCCUGUUGGUGGUCGCCCUCCUGGCAGGAUGCCCAACCCAGGUGGCGUCCGAUGAGGAACUGGACUUGGAGCUGCCCCCGCAGAAGGCCGAGGUAGAUCGCUGGCAGGCCAACCAGCCCUGGGAACAAGCCCUCAGCCAGUUUUGGGAGUACCUCCGAUGGGUGCAGACUCUGUCCGACCAAGUGCAGCAGGAUCUGCUCAGCUCCCAGGUCACCCAGGAAUUGACGCAGAUGAGCCAAGAGACCAUGAAGGAGAUCAGGGCGUACGUGGCCGAGGUGGAAGAGCAGCUGGGCCCUGUGGCCGAGGAGACCAAGGCACGUCUGUCCAAGGAGCUGCAGGCUGCCCAGGCCCGGCUGGAGGCGGACAUGACCGAUGUGCAGAACCGCCUGAACCAAUACCGUACCGACGUGCAAUCCAUGGUGGGCCAGAGCGCCGAGGAGCUGCGGGCCCGCCUGGCCUCCCACCUGCGCAAGCUGCGCAAACGGCUGCUGCGUGAUGCCGAGGACCUGCAGAAGCGCCUGGCCGUGUACCAGGCCGGUGCCCACGAAGGGGCCGAGCGUGGUGUGGGUGCCCUCCGUGAGCGUCUGAGCCAGCUGAUGGAGCAGGGCCGCCUGCGGGCCACCAAUGUGGGCUCCCUGGCCAGCCGACCCCUGCAGGAGCGAGCCGAGGCCUUGGGGCGCCAGCUGGCUGGGAGGCUGGAAGAGGGCCGGAGCCGCAUAGAUGAGCUGAAUCAGCAGAUGCAAGAGGUGCAGGUGAAACUGGAGCAACAGGCCCAAGCCCUGCAGGCCCAGGUCAAGGGCUGGUUCGACACCAUGGUGCAGGACAUACAGCGCCAGUGGGCCGGGCUGGUGGAGAAGGUGGAGCAGGCCGUGCGCACCCGGCCCGCCUCUGAUGCCCUGCCCCAAGAGAGCCAGUGAGCGCCCACCAGGCUCCCCAGGGGAGGAUCCCCCCAAUCCCCCCUGCCUUCUCAUUUAAUAAAGAUUAAGAAGCUUCCAGCAGCCCACGGGC